UAUAUAUAUAAGCAACAGAACAAAACAUGGCAAGUUCCUGAGGUUGUGACCUCGUUGUUUCAGAGAUUGCACUGUCAAGACUCAAUUUAGGCUCAAAAUUUGGCAGUUCCUUCCACUAUUGGUGUCUUUCUAGCAAAACCCAGUUCAUAGAUUCUCCACUCUUUACCCGUUUCUCUCUCUUUCCUGUCACUCUCUCGCUACCCUCAGUUUCUCUCUUCACUGGAACAGGGUGCCAUACAACUUAAGAGCGGAUUUGGAGUUGUGGGUUAUGAGCAAAAUCUGGCCUUUAAUGGAGUUAUGUGAAGAGAUGGGCAUUAGAGCUAUGAAAACUGUGGAUUUUAGCUCUGGUUGGGUUUCUCUCAAAUUUUGUUGACUGUGGAGCUCCCUAUCAGUAGCCAUGUCUCAGACCAACUGGGAAGCUGAUAAAAUGCUGGAUGUGUACAUAUAUGACUAUUUGGUGAAGAGGAAUUUACAGGCAUCGGCAAAAGCGUUUCAGGCUGAAGGAAAGGUGUCUUCAGACCCAGUUGCUAUUGAUGCACCAGGGGGAUUCCUUUUUGAGUGGUGGUCAGUAUUUUGGGACAUUUUUAUCGCCAGAACGAACGAGAAGCACUCUGAUGUUGCUGCAUCUUAUAUUGAGACACAGCUCAUUAAGGCUCGAGAACAGCAGCAACAGUCUCAACAACAGCCUCAGCAGCAGCAACAACAACUACACAUGCAACAGCUUCUAUUACAAAGGCAAGCUCAACAGCAGCAGCAGCAGCAACAGCAACAACAACAACAACAGAAUCAACAACAACAACAACAACAGCAACAACAACAAAGAAGAGAUGGCCAACAUCUUCUAAAUGGCCCAACGAAUGGUCUUGGGGGCAAUGACUCACUCAUGAGGCAGAAUCAGGGAACUGCAAAUGCCUUGGCAACCAAGAUGUAUGAAGAACGUCUGAAAGUGCCACUUCAAAGGGAUCCCCUUGAUGAUGCAUCUAUGAAGCAAAGAUUCGGUGACAAUGUUGGCCAGCUGUUGGAUCCAAAUCAUGCUUCCAUGUUGAAAUCUGCUGGAGGUCCUGGCCAACAUUCAGGGCAAGUUCUUCAUGGAGCAGCUGGGGGUAUGCAGGCAACUCUGCAGCAAGUUCAGGCUCGGAACCAACAAAUUCCUGGAUCAACACAGGAUAUAAAACCUGAAAUUAAUGCCGUAUUGAAUCCAAGAGCUGCAGGCCCCGACGGAUCACUACUCGGAGUACCUGGACCUAGUCAAGGUGGAAACAAUUUGCCUUUGAAAGGAUGGCCUCUUACAGAUACCAAGCUUGGUCUUGUCCUAAAACAAUCAGACGUGGGCCUUGAUCAACUCCGACCAGGUCUUCUACAGCAACAGAAAUCAUUUAUGCAGUCUUCCCAACAAUUCCACCAACUUCAAAUGCUGAGCCCACAACAGCAACAGCAAAUUCUAUUUCAAACUCAGGCCUCACAAAAUUUGAAUUCUACAUCAGCAGUCGAUGACACUAGAAGGUUGAGGAUGCUUUUGAGCAAUAGGAGUAUUGUUCUUGGAAAGGAUGGCCAACCCAAUUCAGUUGGUGAUGUAGUUCAGAGUGUGGGGUCACCAAUGCAAGCUGCAUCUCCUGUUUUGCCCAGAGGAGACCCUGAUAUGUUAAUCAAGAUGAAGAUAGCCCAAUUACAGCAGCAACAGCAACAACAACAACAGCAGCAAAAUAGCAAUCAGCAACAACAACUCCAACAACAAGCCCUCUCAAGUCAGCAGUCACAGAGUAGUAAUCAUCACCUCCACCAACAAGACAAAUCAGGAGCCGGUGGUGUUAGCAUGGAUGGAAGCAUGUCCAACUCUUUCAGGGGAAAUGAUCAGGCGGGUUCGAAGAAUCAAGGUGGCAGGAAAAGGAAGCAGCCUGGAUCAUCUUCUGGCCCUGCAAAUAGCUCAGGUACUGCAAACACUACUGGGCCAUCGCCAAGCUCAGCGCCUUCUACCCCAUCUACUCAUACACCAGGAGAUGUCAUGUCAAUGCCUACAUUACAACACAGUGCUAGCUCAAAUAAACCCUUGAUCUUGUUUGGCUCUGAUGGAACCGGAACUCUCACUUCACCAUCUAACCAGCUGUGGGAUGAUAAAGAUAUUGAAUUGCAGGCUGAUAUGGAUCGGUUUGUGGAAGAUGGGUCUUUGGAUGAUAAUGUCGAGUCAUUCUUAUCGCAUGAUGAUACAGACCCCAGAGAUACAGUUGGUCGGGGUAUAGAUGUCACCAAAGGAUUUUCAUUUACUGAAGUGAAUCAUGUCCGGGCAAGCACGAAUAAGGUGGUGUGCUGCCACUUUUCAUCUGAUGGAAAACUUCUUGCCAGUGCUGGCCAUGAGAAGAAGGCUGUUUUAUGGCAUGUCGAUGGUUUGAAGGCAAAGAGUUCAUUAGAAGAGCAUUCCUUGUUAAUUACUGAUGUCCGUUUUAGUCCAAGCAUGCCACGUCUUGCUACUUCAUCUUUUGACAAGACAGUCAGGGUGUGGGAUGCCGAUAAUCCAAGCUUCUCGGUUCGCAACUUUGUUGGCCAUUCAGCCUCUGUUAUGUCCUUAGACUUCCAUCCAGUUAAGGAUGAUCUCAUCUGCUCAUGUGAUGGAGACAGUGAGAUACGUUAUUGGAGCAUUACCAAUGGUAGCUGCACAAGAAUCUUCAAGGGUGGCAUGAGCCAGAUGAGAUUCCAACCCCGUCUUGGUAGAUAUCUCGCUGCUGCCGCAGAGAAUGUUGUAUCCAUACUGGAUGUUGAGACCCAAGCUUGCCGGAAUACAUUACAGGGACACACAAAGUCUAUACAUUCAGUUUGUUGGGAUCCUUCAGGGGACUAUGUGGCAUCAGUGAGUGAAGACUCAGUUAGGGUUUGGUCAAUUGGUGCUGGGAAUGAUGGGGAGUGUGUCCAUGAAAUGAGCUGCAAUGGCAACAAAUUCCAUUCAUGUGUCUUCCACCCUAGCUAUUCUUCUAUACUGGUUAUUGGCUGCUAUCAGGCAAGUUCACUGAUUUAUGCUUUUGCUCAGCCCAAUUGUCUUUAAGAGACUGAAAACUGGAGCUCAAAAGUUUGGUAAAUGUUUUAAUGAGCAUGACCUGCCUGAUGAACUUCAUGUGAAACGAUUCAAUCCAUUGGGUAUAAUGAAAGUACCUGAUAAGGAAUUUAUAAAAGUUAAGGGCUCUGGGAUUAGGAUGUUGGUAAUUGUUCCAUUGAAGGAAAUGACAAUGUCUAAGGUAAGAGAUGAGUUUUUUGGCAUGAAAGUUGAAGCAAAUGUGGUAAUUUUGGGUGAGAUACCAAGGAAAGCAAAUGACUUCUUUUGGCAUAUUAUAAAAGUGUCGGGUUUGGAAAAGGGACAGGAAAGGGUAGUUUGGAUGGCAUCGAAUUCCUUGUCUGCAAUCUCCGUGAUUUCUGACUACAAUUUCAUGCAUUUAUUGACAGUGGAAUUCUAUCAUAUUGACAGUGGAAUUCUAUUUUGAGGAUCAAGAGAUAAACAGAGAAUAAACAGAGUAAGAUUAACAAAAUAAUUGGAGUUCAGAGUCUUUAAACUUUCCACUUACAUAACAACGAUCACCUUUCAUCCUUUUUUUUCGAAAUCUGGAUCUGCGAAGGUAUUUAAACCUUUUGAAUUUCUUCUUUUUCCUUUUUUGGUCAACCUUCUUCUUUUAUCCAAAAGGGGGACAAGCACAUAGUUUUUCCGAAUCACACUUAAUCUUGAGAUGGGGUUUAUCACAAGAUUUGCCAAGAAUAUACUUAUUUUUCUCCAUCUGUUUGACAAAUUCUACCUGAUUACAUGACCUUCCAAAGCAUGGAGACCAAACUGAUAAAUUUCCUCAAAAGAGACAUUUUGAACUGCCAAUCUUUGAUUUUCCAUAGUUUUUGUUGCUUCUUUUCCAAGAGUAGGAGGAAUAGACUCAAGAUAAAAUUGCUUUAAGUUCACAUCAUCAAUUCCUCCAAUUUUGUGGUAACGCUUAUUCAUUUCAGAAAAAUGUUUUUCUAAAUCAUGUCUCUUAAAAGAACAACACUUAAGCUGAAAAAAUUCUUCACGGGCUGUAAUAUGUUCGGCUUUACAGGGCCAGUAAAUUCAGCUACCAAAUAAUUCAAGAAUUCAACAAUGGAUUGACUGUUUCUCAAUUGUGUUUGACGGUAUUCUCCAAGACUUAAAAUACCAAUCAAACAAUCUUCCCCCAAGUCUUACCAAAACUUUGGAAAUUGUGCUUGCUAAUGUAUUUGCAGGCUUUAGCAUUUAGGCAUGCAUCCAUCCUUGUAUUUCUCGAAAUCUCUCAGUCCAUUUUGAAGGAGGGAUGUCAUCAAUUGUAAACCUUUAGAUGAAUCUCCAUAGGUAGGGUUUUGAGGUCUAGGUUCUUCAUCUAUAAGUGGGUCUGGGUCAGGGUCAAGAGGUUGUUCAAGGGGUCCAUCAUGAACAAGGGGUCUGAAGAAAUAGAGGAAGAAGAGGCUAGAAAACUCGUUGUAUCAGAAGAUUUUGAGACAGAGUCAUAGGAUUGGGUUUCUGUUUGAAGGUUUAACUCAGGUUGUUUGGUAAGGUUUUUUAAGAAUGAACUCACGUCUUCCAAAGGUUCUGACUGGGUAAGGUUUUGUGUGAACACAGAAGAUGCAACAAUAUCAAAAUCAGAAUCUGAUGCUUGAAGCAUUUGAGUAUCAUUUUUAGGAAUGGUUGGGGGUUGUGUCACAGGAGUAGGUUGAGGUUGCUGUUGAGUUACACCAGGAGGUGUAGGUUCAGGUGCCUUAGAAGUACUUGGGAUAGAGACAUUCGGCUUUUUCUUGAGUUGAGGAAAAAACAUUUCCUCUGGGAAACGUCUUUCAUCAUCUAAAGAACUUAAGGACUGAAAGCCAUAAUACCUAGGAGGUAUUAAGCCAGUAGGAGGGUAAAUUGUUCUUGUAGGAGGAAAAGGGUCAGAAUAUCUCAAAGUUGGGUAACUUGGGAUAUAAGGAGUACCUGACAAGGGUUGAAGUUGAGGCAAGUUAGGAGAAGAUAGGUACGAAGUUUGAGGGUACUGAGAUUUCAUCCACAUAUCUUUUUCCAAGCUUUGCAGCUAUGUUUCCAAAAAUGCUUUUUCUCUUUCUUUUGGUGCCAGCAAAUAUGAUUGUAACUGUGUGUCUUUAACAAAAUGGAGAAUCUGCAUUAGCUCCUCAUGCAAAGAUUGUAUCUUUUCUUUCAAAUCAGUAAUUAUGCUAACUAACCCUUUUAACUGAGAAGACAUCAGAUUUUGUUUUUUCUCAAGUCGGAGCAUGGCCAAGUUCUGUGACUUUGCAUUUUCGGCCUGCCAGUUAAGGCUUGCUUCGGCUAGGGAAAUAGUCUUUAAUGUUCCUAAAGAAUCUCUGGUACUAGGGUUUUUUAUUUUCCACACAUGCUUUUCAUGUUCUUGGAUUUUUUCAUAAUCAUGCAAAGGAGGAAAAUUAGUAGCAUAACUAGAUACUUGGGGGUCAAAAGCCAUGCAUUCAGCAACAUCAGGUUUAUCAUCAGGCUUAUCAUCGGGUUUAUCAUCCCAUCCAGUCGGAAUAAUAGGUCCAGAAGGGUAAGGAAUACGAUUGCCAUAAGUAACAUAGUAAUCCUAUUUCCCAGAAGGUUCACCAAGUAAACCAACUGUUGGAUCUCUUUUCAUAUAUCUCUGAUGGAGUUUUUGAUUGGAAGAAAGUUUCUUUUUCUUUUGAGACAAUUUCUUUUCUUUCUUCUCAUCAAAGCUGUCAUCAUCUUGAAUGCAAGUAGGACAAUCACAACAAUCAAACCAAUUAUGUCCAUCCACAGUUUUUUGCUCAUAGAUGGGUUUUCCCGUUUUAUCAAAGGCAAUUACUGGGACUUUUUCAAGAAAUCCUUGGAAUUGGGUAGGGAAAAUCUCUCUGGUGAAGUUAUCAUUGGAUGACUGAAAAUCUAUUUGAAUAGUUCCGUCUGGCAUUCGGGUCAUCCUAGAUUCUGAUUGUAUCACCGCCCGACUCUGGGUUUGUAAAUUCUCAUAAUUUGUAACCCAAGAGGAGGGAAUCAAUUCAAGCAAUCGUGCCCUUGAAAUUUGUCUAGGGAUGUAAUGGCAAACAAGUUGGGAAUUGUUAUCAACUUUGAUGAACAAGGCAGUAUUUUCACAUUCAGGGGGUAAAGGUGUAACAAUGUCAAAAGCAUGAUUCUGCAGUCUGUAUACCAUCUGAUAAUGAAGAGUGGCAACAGUUGCAGUUUCAACUUGUCUGGUUCCAGUAAUUUGAACUUGUACUUUGAAAGCAGAGCUUAGGUGAGGGUCUUUGAUAGGAAUGUUGAAAUUAGGAAAGAAGGUAACAAAAAUGGUGCCAGCAUUAAGAGUUGUUUGGACAGUACCGAUGCAUGAUGCUGGUAUUCUAGAAACCUGGUAUCUAGUAAUACAAUUUUGGUUACAGCUUCCAUUCCUUUCCUACCAUGGAGGGUUAAGGAGUGGAAGGUCUUAAAUCUGGGUUAGAAGAGGUGGUGACAUCUAUAGAAGUAUCUGAAACAUUGUCUUCAGCCAUUUUUCAAAAUUUUUACAGAGUUGACUGUAUGUUUUAAAACAAGCAGGUUAAAACUCCAUUCAAGAAAAAGUUUUAGUUUUAGUUUGUAGAUAAUUGAAAGAUAAAUUGAUUCCUAAAGGUAAAGAUAAAUUUAUGCCCAAAAGUAAAUAUAAGUUCAAUAGGAGUUAUACGUCUGCUUUUUGUUGAAUAUGUUUUUUGGUUGGGGUUUUCAGUAGUAGGAAUUGAACUUGAGAUGUAACUUUGCUAAUAUCAAAUGCUAACCCAUCAAGCCUAGGCCUGAUUCCUGUUAAAUAUGAGUUUUAAAAAUAAGUUCGUAUAAAGUGAUUUAAUGAGAAAUUAAAUUUCCCUUUUUCUAUAUUUGAUGAAAAUUUUAUUUUACUUUGCGUACUAUUUUCUGUUGUACUUUUCUUAAGUUCCCUGAUAUCUUCCCAGGAACUUUGAUAGAAAACCAAAAUUUUCUGAAUCUGCUAAGAGCUUACCUUCCCCAAAACUUUGGUCCAAAUUGGACUGAUUGAGCCAGUUUCUCCUACCGAAAUCAUGAAUUCAGCUUAGACCCAGUUGGCCAUCUGCCUGCUCUUAUUGGUUACAGACACCAGAUUAAGCCUCUACUAAUUAGCUUUGUGUGUGUGUGUGUAAGAGAGAGAGAGAGA
Molecule: messenger RNA, 7127 nt
Organism: Amborella trichopoda
Lineage: Eukaryota; Viridiplantae; Streptophyta; Magnoliopsida; Amborellales; Amborellaceae
Source: RefSeq, a predicted model, not a curated record